AUGUCGGAUGCCAAAAAUUACACCAUUUUACCUAUCAUUUACCUUAAGUCGUGGUACAGCGGCUGGUGGGGAUGCCAGAAGGAGAUAGAGUACAGACGCAAGCCCGACCCCAUUCACCACUACGCCCUCGCUGUUGCAUCUCUCCUGGUGAUCCUGAUUGCAGCUCUGGUGGCCACGGCGCUUCCCGCGAGGUUAUGGCAGUUGUGGAUCGCCGUGGCCCUGUGCGCGGGCGUCGUCCUCCUGGUGGCCCAGUGGUCGUGGUCGUGUGGCCGUAAGACCGUCAUACGCAAGUGGUGGGCCAGAAUUGUCACGUCUGCCUGCGUGGUGAUUGCUGGCACACUCCUGGCCUUGUCGUGGAUAGUUGUUCCAGAAUCAGCCGGAGAGCAAAUGACGAUCGAACCGCAGCCUGUCAACGUGAACACUUCCCUGCCAAUCCUGACGCCGCCUGAACGUGUUCUGCAGAACGCUGAGCUAUGGGUAUGGGCGUCCCUGAUCUCCGUCGGCGUGGCGGCUGUCUUCCCCCGCAUCGGCGCCCUCACUAAGCUCUUCGUCAUGAUGUCAGUCACGGGCGCCCACGUCUUCGCCUUCUUGCACUCCGAGAACCACCUCCUGCUGCCGUUCCUGACGCAUACGUACAUGAACUUGCCCGGCGUCUCGUGGUGGGCUGUGAUGGGCGUCCAAGCUAUGAUGCUGAUGGGCGUCCUCGGCGUGCUGGGCGGCCAGAGCGAGGCAAGGGCGCGGGCACAGCACACGUGGGCGUACCAAGUUAUGGAAGAACAGGAAAAAGUGGACCGAAUGAAGAAUGUUAACAAGAUACUCCUCGAGAACAUCCUGCCGGUGCAUCUGGUGGAUCGGUUUAUCUGCGAUACGCCCAAGGAACUCUACCACGAACGAUACAGCAGCGUAGGUGUCAUGUUCGCCUCUAUCCCCAACUACAAGGAGUUUUAUGAUGAAACUGACGUCAACAAACAGGGCCUCGAGUGUUUACGUUUGCUGAAUGAGAUUAUUUACGAUUAUGAUGAGCUGUUGGCGAAGCCGAAAUUUAGCGUCAUAGAAAAAAUCAAGACCAUCGGUAGCACGUACAUGGUGGCAGCUGGUCUUCAUCCGGGCAAGGAGAAUGCGAGAGACAGGACAGAAUACUGUUUAGUUCUGCUCGUGGAGUUUGCGUUGGCCAUGGCGGCUGCGCUUGACUCCAUUAACAGGGAGAGUUUUCAGAACUUCAAACUACGCGUUGGCCUAGCACACGGUCCCGUCAUCGCUGGUGUCGUGGGCGCUCAGAAGCCGCAGUACGACAUCUGGGGGAACACUGUGAACGUUGCCUCGAGAAUGGAUUCCACCGGCGUCAUGGGUAGAAUACAGGUAACUGAGGAGACGGCAGCCAUCUUCCAAGGAGCCGGCUGGAAGUGCGAGUGCCGCGGGCCGCGCGCCAUCAAGGGCAAAGGCACUUUGGUUACCUACCUGGUGACGACACCCCAGGACCCGCCCGCUUCGGAGCUCCGUAACGCAGCUUCCGCCUACGCCCUGAGACCUGAAGAAGGUGCUCUGCUCCGCCGACCCACAGCUGCGUCAGUCAGAGACGUGCUCACUGUAGGAUCAAACCCCCUUCCUCCAAGGCCUGCCCAGAAGGACCCUUCUCCUGCUCCUGCAGGAGGAUCGGGUGCCAGCGCUCAGAGGGCGUCGGAAGCAGUCCCCAUCCAGAAGAUCCUUGUGACGGCCAAGAACAUCGACGUGAGGAGCGGGAACGUGAGCGACGCGGUGAGCAGCAUGGCCCUUCGAGACAACGAGGACGCUCCUUCGGGGGCAGGAAAGGCCACGGCAGGAGGGCCUUCUGAGACAUCUCCCGUGGAAGCCAACAUCGCUAGGAGCUCCCGGAGGUCUCGAGGGAGCCAGUGUUUCGAAGAGCAACAAGGAACCACUGCAAAUCCGUCUUUGUCAAAUUCCAACAGGCAGGCGUAUGCGACUAACACUUCCGACGGCGUUUCCUCGACUAAAGCGAACUUGACACGUGUGAAUAAUUCUCACCCAGUGACAAAACAGGCAACAGAAACGCAUUCUUCCGCGCCAGACAAUUCAGUGCAGCCCGCUUUAGCCAAAGACAGCACAGCAGAAAACACCACAGCGAACCUGAACAGAAUGUCAUUUGAGAGACAAACCAAUUCUAAGCAUGAGAAAAAGGCCGCGGACUCCUUUGUUUUGUUAGAUACGAGAGACUUCACGCAACCUUCUCUCACUUACAUUGACGAGUGCAGUGAAAUAAAAGAAAAUGGCAUAGAAACCAAAUUCCAGGGAGAACUUUCGGAAAAUAUGAGUAUCUACGAAAAUCCGACAGAUGACGUGCAGCAACCCGCGGUAACGAACAAAAAUGCUACCAAAUACGAAGCUAUGCAAAAGAGAAAUGGCCAUUCAGGGGCCAGUGUGGAAGACAUUACCGAAACCCAAGGAGGCCACAACGCUUAUCCGGGAAAGUCCACUCCUUCGGAAAGAGCGUCCCUCUUGCCGAAGAUAACGAGAGGAAAAUCCGUAGAAAUCUUUUCCUCGGCAGAGAACAACAGAACCACCGGAGACGCAACGAAGAGGAGAAUCUCGGUGGCUAACUGUGUGAGCGAAGCUAAGAUAAGUCUUACGAACUAUGGCGAAUGUCGUGAAAAUGGCUCAAAGGGCAGAGACGGCGCCGUGAGUGAAGGCUCGGUCACCAAAGCGUCCCAUGUGCUAGCAAGCGACAUUAUUCUCAGGAAGAAAAACCAAGUCUUUGUGUAAUGGCAGGUGACAUUCAUUAAGAAGAGUAAAUAUAUAUAUAUAUUUUUAAAUGACAAUAAAUAAUAGAGACUCGCAGGUUUGCUGUGCAGGUUUGGGAAGCACCAGGAACUUCGGCCUUCCCCAAAGAAAGGAAACAUGGAGAGAGAAAACACUGUGAGCGAAAAAAAUAUAUAUUCUCUUAUUUGCAAAUCAGGUAGUUUUAAACCCUCGAACUUCCUAUGAUAGAUAAAUAGCAAACUACCAACGAAGAAGAGGCUUGAGGUUUCCACAAACUGAGUACACACACACACACACAAACACACAUACACACACACACAUACACACACACACACACACACACACA
Penaeus indicus is the source of this 3100-nucleotide messenger RNA. Its product is annotated as adenylate cyclase type 2-like. Gene Ontology annotation, cellular component: plasma membrane. Gene Ontology annotation, biological process: intracellular signal transduction; adenylate cyclase-activating G protein-coupled receptor signaling pathway; adenylate cyclase-inhibiting G protein-coupled receptor signaling pathway. The transcript has 11 exons. The record is from RefSeq and is a predicted model, not a curated record. Bases 1 to 2757 code for a protein of 918 amino acids. NCBI's taxonomy places the organism in Eukaryota, Metazoa, Arthropoda, Malacostraca, Decapoda, Penaeidae. Gene Ontology annotation, molecular function: adenylate cyclase activity.